Molecule: messenger RNA, 5229 nt
Organism: Phyllostomus discolor (pale spear-nosed bat)
Lineage: Eukaryota; Metazoa; Chordata; Mammalia; Chiroptera; Phyllostomidae
Gene: FUBP3
Product: far upstream element binding protein 3
Exons: 18
Coding region: 2091-3944 (617 amino acids)
Biological process (GO): regulation of gene expression
Cellular component (GO): cytoplasm; nucleus
Molecular function (GO): mRNA binding
Source: RefSeq, a predicted model, not a curated record
AACUAGGCAGUUCUUUUAUUGGACGAAACACCAAAAGUAUGGUGUAUGAGAAAAUAAACUGGGUUCCAUCAAACCUUAAAACUUUUGCUUUUCAAAAUAUUGGAAAGCUAUAGACUGAAAGAAGAUUUUUGCAAAUCAUGGAUCUUAUCAAAGGUAUCCAGAGCAUACAAAGACCCCUCCGCAUUUGCUAGAUGCUAAAUGUUUGCAUCCACCGAAACCCAGGCGUUGAGAUCCGAAUGCCCGGUGGUGUUAGGUGAGUCCUGUGGAGGGUGAUUAGGUCACGAGAGCAGAGUUCUCACAAACAGGAUGAGGGCCAACGAAACGCCAGGCACUGUGCUAGGUGCUGGUGACAGCUAGGUGCUGGUGAUGGCCCCUGUCUCAGCAGAGGUUUUAUUCCAGCAGAACAGGCAGAUAGUAAACAAAUAAUUACAUGGGGAUUUAAAAACAGUUGUGAUACACAUGAAAAUAAUGAGGUCCAGGGUGUUAGUAGAACAUAUAACAGUGGACUUGAGUCUGCCGUGGUCUUCCUCUUCUGCCCCAAGAAAUAAGUAAGUUGCCUGAAGUUGGUCAACCAAUAAGAGAGGGACCUUGUCUUUUUCCUUGGGUAUUCUGUGGUCUUUGGACCAAACUUGAAUGUACUUUGUAUUACAGCCAAUAGCCCUGUUUUCACUAUUUAUGCUCAGAGAGAGAAACAGCUGAAAUGUGAUGAAUAAACGUAUCUGAGGUUUUGAAAAAUAUUCAAAACAAAUUAUCACUAAAACUGGGUCAGUGAAACCUUCCCUGUCCUGGAAGGCUGAUGUCACACCCUUGAUUUUUACAAGCAUAGCCAAGUUAAAACAUUGAACACGGACAGAUGCGUUGGCAGGUAUCAUCCCCGCCUUAUGAUAGCACGGUGACAGCCACACAGCCCGCUCUGUGCUUUCCUAUGUGGGCUGAGACAUUUUUGUCAGAAAGUGAUCAUCCUCAAUAUUGCCAUUUUGCCAAAUACGUUCCUUUUCCCUUAGCUAGGAAUUAUCCUAAUGUGGCAUUAUUGAAUUCAAAGUCAGUUUCCUAUGCACCUACUAUGUGUCGAACUAUAGGGAUACAGGUUGGGGGGUGGGGGAUCAAGCUGUGCGUGGAAGACAUUCACAGUCUAGUAGUGAAGUCAUGAAAAACGAGGAGCUGCUCUUGAGUAUCGGGCGGUUAUUCUUCACACCUCUCCCCCCAAAACCCAAAGCUCUCCUACCAUGCUGACCCAAGGGACCAAGAGAAGUCACGCUGGGUUGUACUUCUUUCUUUCCCUUUCUUCCAGCUUCUCUGGCUUCCCAGCCUCAAGUUGGGCAUAAAAUGCUGGACAGCACGACUGCCCACGGAAACCCAACUCCUUGGCGUCACACCUGCCUCCCACAAGGUGUGUCCAGAAGCCCCUAAGCCUUGGUUCUUUUCUGGGUGCUUUGUGAGCUAAGAGCCACCUCAAAGGCUCAAGUGUGUAGCGACACUAAGGUUCCUUCUCUUGCUUUGUAAUGUCUGUACCCAGUCACUACCAUUUCUUAAAAAAAGUUAAGCAUUCCAAGAAGCCCUCUUGCAAUACGGUCGGCCUUGACUUAGCAGGCACGGAAGCAAAGGUGGUCCCCUGGUGUUUCCUGCUUCCUCGGAGUCCCAGGGGAAGGACUGUGAGAGGAUGCCAAGCUGGUUUUCCAGUGGGAGCGUCCUUCCUGAGCUGUGUCGCUAGGCAACCCCAGGUGUGACGUGAGCCCCUCCUCAAGCAAACUGAUUACGGUGCAAGAACUGGGGCCAGGGACUCCGUGCCACCAUGGGGCACUGAUUUUGGGGGGUGUUGUCCGUUGCCCUCCAGCCUCCCUUUGGGUCCUCAUGGCGCCAUUUCAAAGCGCUCCGUCCCAAUCUUCCAAACCAAUGGCCAUUUCUGGGCGGGUUGCCAGGGUCAGACUCUCGGGGAACCCGCACGGCUCGGGUGCUGCCUUUUGGGAGAGCCACGUCACUCUUCUCUCAGUUUCCGAAAAGCCGACAGCCGGACACCUCGGGCCACAUUCGAGCUUCCAGAGCCCGUCACGGCCGCACCAUCGACCAACCGGGACCGAAUCACGUCUGGGAUGGGCGGGGCCGCAACCUGUACCUCCAGACCCGACGGCGGCCUCCCGCGUCGGCCCCGCCCCCCACUUCCGGCCGGACCGCGGUCACGUGUUCUGACUCGCCCAGCAGACGCGGCUCCUCCGGCGUCCACUGUCCCGUCUUCCCUUCCGCCGGAAGUGGGGCGACUUUCCUUUUCCGGCUACGGGUCCCCAAACGGAGGGGGAGGCCGGACGGGGCAGCGGAGCGGCGGCGGGGGCGGUAAUGGCGGAGCUGGUGCAGGGGCAGAGCGCUCCGGUGGGGAUGAAGGGCGAGGGCUUCGUGGACGCCCUGCACCGGGUCCGGCAGUAGGUAACCAGUUAGGGGCCUUGGUACAUCAAAGGGCAGUCAUAACGGAAGAAUUCAAAGUGCCUGAUAAGAUGGUUGGCUUUAUUAUUGGCAGGGGAGGUGAGCAGAUUUCACGGAUUCAAGCCGAAUCUGGCUGCAAAAUUCAGAUUGCUUCAGAGAGUUCUGGGAUUCCAGAGAGGCCCUGUGUACUUACCGGAACCCCAGAAAGUAUUGAACUGGCCAAGCGGCUCCUGGGGCAGAUCGUGGACCGCUGCCGGAACGGGCCUGGCUUCCACGGCGACGCAGACGGCAGCAGCACGGUGCAGGAGGUCCUCAUCCCCGCGUCGAAAGUGGGGCUGGUCAUCGGCAAAGGCGGGGAGACCAUCAAGCAGCUGCAGGAGCGGACGGGAGUGAAGAUGGUCAUGAUCCAGGACGGCCCACUGCCCACGGGCGCAGACAAGCCUCUUCGCAUGACGGGAGACCCGUUUAAAGUGCAGCAAGCGAGAGAAAUGGUGCUGGAGAUCAUCCGAGAGAAAGACCAGGCCGACUUCCGCGGCGUGCGCGGGGACUUCGCCGCCCGGACCGGAGGAGGCAGCAUAGAGGUGUCUGUGCCUAGGUUUGCUGUUGGGAUUGUAAUAGGAAGAAAUGGGGAAAUGAUCAAAAAGAUCCAGAAUGACGCUGGUGUGAGGAUUCAGUUCAAACCAGACGAUGGUAUUAGUCCAGAGAGAGCUGCCCAGGUCAUGGGGCCCCCCGACCGAUGCCAGCACGCGGCCCACGUCAUCAACGAGCUUAUUCUCACAGCCCAGGAAAGAGACGGCUUUGGAGGCCUCGCAGUGGCCAGAGGACGAGGCCGUGGCCGUGGCGACUGGAGCCUGGGAGCGCCCGGUGGCAUCCAGGAGAUAACCUACACGGUGCCAGCAGACAAGUGUGGCCUCGUCAUCGGCAAAGGGGGCGAGAACAUCAAGAGCAUAAACCAGCAGUCGGGGGCGCACGUGGAGCUGCAGCGGAACCCCCCUCCCAACACCGACCCCGGCCUGCGGAUUUUCACCAUCCGGGGGGUUCCUCAGCAGAUCGAGGUGGCCCGGCACCUCAUCGAUGAGAAAGUUGGCGGCCCCAGCCUGGGAGCACCCGGCGCCUUCGGACAGAGCCCCUUCAGCCAGCCUCCUGCCGCCCCGCACCAAAACACCUUCCCUCCGAGGAGCUCCGGGUGCUUCCCGAACGUCGCUGCUAAAGUCAACGGGAACCCCCACAGCGCCCCCGUGAGCGGUCCUCCGGCCUUCCUGACCCAGGGCUGGGGCAGCACCUACCAGGCGUGGCAGCAGCCAGCACAGCAAGUCCCAGGCCAGCAGAGCCAGCCGCAGAGCAGCCAGCCCGACUACAGCAAGGCCUGGGAAGACUAUUACAAGAAGCAGAGUCACGCCGCCAGUGCGGCUCCUCAGGCCAGCUCCCCGCCGGACUACACGAUGGCCUGGGCGGAGUACUACCGGCAGCAGGCCGCCUUCUACGGGCAGACGCUCGGGCAGGCGCAGGCCCACAGCCAGGAGCACUAGGACGGCGCCUGCGGCCCCCCGAGAUCAUCAUGGACGGGAACUUGUUUGUAACAGAGGUUUUUAGAUUUGCAAACAUUUUGAUGAAGAACCUUUGUUUUGUUCUGUGAAACACUAUUAACAGGAUUUUUCUAAAAAUCGGGAAAUUAGUCACUAAACUUGCUGAUAAUUUUUGUUAUUUCAAACGUGGAAGCUCCAGUAUUUUUUUUUGGAGCAAUAUCUGCAAAAUCAGGCAGCGGACUGUGCCUGGUAACAUUGACAUUUCAGCUGGUGUGUUUUUGUUUUUGUUUUGUUUUGUUUUUUGCGUGUCUUUUUAUUUACAGUUUCUGUUGCAACAGAAAGUGGCUUGGAAGUCUUAGGUGGUAUGUAACAAAUUAUUUUUAAAAUUUUUUAAACAAUAUUUAAAUGUUCUUAAACAUGUAAAUUCAUUAAAUGUUUUACUUCUAAUUUCUUGUACCUUUGGCUGUCUGGUUUUAUUGCAUUUUUUUUUAAAAAACUGAACUAUUAUGUAUUGUAAUUAAUUAUGUGAAUUCUGAAUUAAGACAGAGAAUUGUAUUGCUGUCCCACAGGGGCUGGGAGGGGGCAUUUUAUAGGGUUUGUAUAAUUUCUAGAGUUCUAAGGGUAAUAUAAAAAUGUGUUCAUGUGUCUAGCAUGUUUUUUCAUGUCUCCAUUACCUUUGAAAUUGUGUAUCUAAGACCUCCAAGCUUGUUUUAAAAACAAAACAAAAAACCUUUCUCUAUUCUCUCAGAAAUAUACUGUUAUUUUUUAAUAUUAAAAAGAAAUUCAAUAUAACUUUUAACACUGUGGAACAUUAAACUGCAUAAAAACCUAGUAACUAUUUUUUAAUUCCAAAGCAUUCUUUGCUUUUUUCUUUUAAAUAUUUUUUAAUAUUUGUCAGAUUAACUAGAUGAAUAAAUAAAUCUAGUAUUAACCACAAUAUGAAUUAAAUAAUUUUGAUUUAAUAAAAGGGAUAAUAUUUCCAAUGUUUACUGUAGUGGAUCUUGUACAGAUAACAUGUAUUUUUAAAGGAAAGAAAAACAGACUUGAAGCUAUUUUUUCUUGCAUUUUUAAUUGACCUGGGAGACAUUCCGUUUGAAAUGUACUAAAGUUACAGUUUGUUUUAUCUUGUUUUCCGUAUAAAUGCUUGAAAUGUCUAACUAUUAAAAAAAGGCCGUUGGAAAUCUUAUGCAUGUGGUUUUAAAGAAAGUGGUCUCUUUAUUUGACUGACAAUUCAUUUUACACUCUGUAUAAUAAAAUUCCCACGAGACACCUUGUGGGUGAACGAAGU